AUGGACGACGAGUGGGAGCCCCCGUUACCUGCCGGGUAUAACGACACCAACCGCGCGUUCAUACAGGCAUUCAUGGCCCGGGGCACCCUGACCUUCCCUGAAGCACAAAAGAUAUUGGCCGAGAUCAAGGCGGUCGCCAACGGGCAGCACGUGGAUGUGCGGUCAAUUACAAUGGCCGACUUCGAGAACUACGUGCGGACAGCUCGAGAAGCUGUGUCAACACUCGACUAUGACAUUCUUAGCAUGAAGCAUCAAUCGGGCGGCGAGCGUGUGUGGGCCUUCAUCAAUGCCCACAGCGACCCGUCAACACAGAUAGCCACGACACUGACCCCAGAAGAGGUGGCCUGCUUCAAGCGGUUGCUCGACGCCAUGUUCGACGAGUAUAACACACCACGCAUGGAGGUGAUGGCAAUCGACGAAGCACAAGCGCUUAAAGUGUCGCGGCCGCCGCGGCGCGGGAGCACGGCAGCAGGGCACGCCGACGGGGGCGGCGACGGCGACGACGCGGGCGAGGGCUCGUCCGCAGCACCACAGGACCGCGGACUCAAGCACUCCGAGGUGCUGGCGCUGCUGUCGAACCUGGUGGCCUCGGGCUGGCUGGAGAAGAGCCAUGGCGGUUUCUACGGCCUUAGCCCCAAGUCCCUCAUGGAGCUAAUGAGCUGGCUCAUGGCUACGUACAACGACCCGGACUCGGACGAGGAGUGGCAGCGCAUCAAGUUCUGCGAGGCCUGCAAGGAGAUCCUGACCUACGGGCAGCGCUGCUCCGAGCGCGACUGCACGGUGCGUCUCCACGACAUUUGCACCGACGCCUUCUGGCGCUUGCACAAGGACAAGAAGUGCCCUAAGUGCCACACCGAGUGGGACGGCAAGCACUUUGUGGGCGAGCGAGCCGUGACGUCGAGAUCGGCCUUCCAGAAGGGACGCCGCGGCCGCCGCGGCGGGAGACAGAGCGAACGGGUUGCAGAGGACGACGAAGCAGAGGAUUAA
Lasiosphaeria miniovina is the source of this 987-nucleotide messenger RNA. RefSeq names its product Nse1 non-SMC component of SMC5-6 complex-domain-containing protein. Gene Ontology annotation, molecular function: ubiquitin-protein transferase activity. NCBI's taxonomy places the organism in Eukaryota, Fungi, Ascomycota, Sordariomycetes, Sordariales, Lasiosphaeriaceae. Gene Ontology annotation, biological process: double-strand break repair via homologous recombination. The coding region runs from base 1 to 987 and encodes 328 amino acids. Gene Ontology annotation, cellular component: Smc5-Smc6 complex; nucleus. The transcript has a single exon. The record is from RefSeq and is a predicted model, not a curated record.